ACCAACACUAGGAAGGCCUAAAAAUAGAAAUCAGCCUGAGGACAUUCUUGGUUGGUGUUGGGCUGAAAUGUACAAGGUGUGGUGCCUACUUUUGCUUCAGGUCAGCCUAGUCGAUAUAUGAUCUGGUUCAUUACUGUGUGAUAAAAACUAAAAGGUAAGGCAGCAAGAACGGAAUGAUCUUAUAUAUAGUUGCAACAUGCAUUUCAUUGCGGAAGAGGAAAACUGAUAUGACCAUCUCAAGUGAUACAAAUUGACAAGAAGCUGAGAAUCUGUGAAGAUUACCGUCGGAUCGGACUGCUAAAUUUAUUUCUUAGGCUAUGGGCUUAAAAUGUACUGAAUGGCCCAAAGUGCUUGCAGAUGAUUGUCGGCGGUUAUUGGUAGGUAAGAGAACAUGACAAUUGUUUCCUUGUUAACUAGUCUCUUCUUUCCCGACUAAAUUAAUAUUAUAGAUGCAAGAGGAUCCUCCUGGUAAAGGAAUAUAUACUCUUUAAACAUUGUUCUUGCUCAAAUGUAAUAAAUAUGAAGGUUCUUUUGUUUCUUCUUUUGAAAUAAGGAGGGGUUUAGAUUUUCAGUUUUGAUACAUUCUUCGGAUAGCUGGGAGACCAUUUAAAGGGACCGUUGACUUGUGCUAAAACCAAGACCAUUUGCGGAUUGUCGCAAAUCAAUGAUAUGUAUGAUUAGAAGAUGUUUCGAGAGCCAUAUUGAAGAAUACAGUGUUUGAGAGCUCAAGGACUUGGCUGGAGACAUGGAGAACUAGGCGCUCGAUUCAGUUCUGGCAUUGGACACAUUGCUUUGGCUGCUGAGCGAGGCAAUGAGGGGAGUUUAGACGGAGGGUGGGACACCGAGGCACUGAGCCGGAAUGGACGAUAGAGAGGCUUUUAGUUUGGACCAUUUCGUCUUUUCUUAGACUUAGUAUUAGCUACUAUAAGAUACUGGUGAGACUCGUUUUCGUAGGGAGAUUAGCAUAUUCUGAAAUGUUAUUAUUCAGGUUAAACUUCAGGCUGGAUGAGUGUGCAUCUCAAUUUCAUCACCAGAGGCCAAGCACUUCCUCAGAAUUUAUUAUUUACAAAGUAGAGAUGCUGUUUUCAUUAUCAGAAUGGUCAAAUUCAUAAGUUUCGAGAAUCAUGGAAAACAGACCAUUUCGGUUGGGCCAUGGGGAGGUGACAAUGGAUUGCACUGGGAUGAUGGAGUUUAUUCCACCAUAAGACAACUGGAAAUAGCUCAUGGAACAGGAGUUGAUUCUCUUAAGGUUGAAUAUGACAAAAAUGGAACCUCAGUAUGGUCCGAGAAGCAUGGUGGCAGUGGAGGUGCUAAAACAGACAAGGUAAGGCUUAAUUAUCCAGAUGAGUUUCUAACUUCUCUCCAUGGAUAUUAUGGUAGCUUACACGAAAGGGGGUCAGUUUUUGUGCGAUCACUUACAUUUCAAAGCAACAAAAGGACGUAUGGACCAUAUGGUGUCCAGCAAGGAACAUAUUUCACUCUUCCAAUUUCUAGUGGAAAAGUUGUUGGCUUCCAUGGAAAAUCUGGCUGGUAUCUUGAUGCUAUUGGAGUAUACGUAGAGCCUAUUCAUAAAUCUUUGCCGACUAAUUCUAUACUUCAGUCUCAGCAACACCAUUCCAUCGUUCAUUCCCAACAAAGUGUUGUCCAAGGGUUUGAGAAUUAUGAAUACUCAAUGAUACAAGGAAGUCUCGGCAAAAAUUUUGAUCUAAUUGUUGCAGUUAGACACAAAGAUGAGAACAGUAACAUUUUACCUCCAACCACACUUUCAAGACAAACUUCUGGUUCUGAUCAUGAUUCCAGUUCUACUGGACCGAAUAAAAAGGUGGCAACUAUAACCCCUGCCCCUAUUGAGAGAGUCCCGUCGAAAAGUGUCAAGGGUGUUGUCACAUAUUGUCCCUGGGGUGGAAGUGGGGGGAGUGUUUUUGAUGAUGGAAUCUAUGAUGGUGUUAGGCAAAUUUACUUGUCACGCAAUGUGGGAAUCGUUUCGAUAAGAGCUUGCUAUGACAAAAAUAGAGAACCAGUUUGGGGAAGCAAAAAUGGUGGUACUGGUGGAUUUAAAACUGAGAAGAUAAUAUUUGAUUAUCCAUCAGAGAUUUUGACGCACAUCACGGGCUACUAUGGACCAGCCAUGAUUAUGGGUCCUAACAUUAUUCAAUCACUAACUUUUCAUACCACAAAAGGCAAACAUGGACCUUAUGGAGAAGAACAAGGACAACAAUUUUCAACCAAAUUGAAAGAAGGGAUUAUUGUUGGCUUUCAUGGGAGGAAAGGAUUGUUUCUUGAUGCACUUGGUGUUCAUGUGUUGGAAGGAAAAGUUGUUUCAUGUUUACCCCCUUCCUCGAUCCCCAACUCCAUCAAACCAAGUGCAGCGUCUGUCCCAUCUUUACCUGCGCCAGCUCCCCCCAAAUCCAUCAAACCAGAUGCAGCAGCCGUCCCAUCUUUACCUGCACCGGCUCCCCCCAAAUCCGUCAAACCAAAACCAGCAUUUGUAACUGAGGUUGAUGAUAGACCACAGUGGUCUUUUAAACUGGGAAAGAAAGGACUAACUGAGGAGACUAAAAAGGAAAAGAGACAGAUAAAAUGGAACGGAGGAGUGCAAAGGAUAGUGAAAGAUCCAGCACCAUAUGGACCUGGUCCAUGGGGUGGAGAUGGUGGGAAGCCAUGGGAUGAUGGAGUAUUCACUGGGAUCAAACAGAUAAUCCUAACACAAUCAUCAGAAGGCAUUUGCUGUAUCGAAAUAGAGUAUGAUCGAAAUGGACAAUCUGUUUGGUCAGUAAAACAUGGUGCAAAUGCUGGGAAAUGCACAAAUAGGGUAAAGUUAGAGUAUCCUCAUGAAGUACUAACUUGCAUCACUGGAUUCUAUGGUCCUAUAAGCAAAGAUAUGGGGUUGAAAGUGAUAAAAUCACUGACUUUUCACAGCACUAGAAGGAAGUUUGGUCCCUUUGGGGAGGAACUAGGAACAUAUUUCACAUCAGCAACAACAGAAGGUAAAGUGGUUGGAUUUCAUGGGAGGAGUGGAAUGUAUUUGGAUGCAAUUGGAGUGCAUAUGCAACACUGGUUAGGCAAUCAGAAAACCUCCAAGCAUUCUCUGAUGAAGAUGUUCUAUUGAUAGUUUUUCUGUUUUGAAUAAAGAAAAGUCCAAAAUAGAACACAACCAAUAAGUUCUGUGUGGAAAACAUCUUCCUUUUGUUUUGACUUGUGUGUGUGUGAGCAUAAAAGAAGUUCUAUUGUAAUAAUAUUCGCAUUAUUUAUAUUUCUGGUGCCUUCAUCA
Messenger RNA from Nicotiana attenuata, 3271 nucleotides. Its product is annotated as jacalin-related lectin 3. Bases 1097 to 3109 code for a protein of 670 amino acids. NCBI's taxonomy places the organism in Eukaryota, Viridiplantae, Streptophyta, Magnoliopsida, Solanales, Solanaceae. Gene Ontology annotation, molecular function: carbohydrate binding. The transcript has 9 exons. The record is from RefSeq and is a predicted model, not a curated record.